AUCUUCUAUUUGUUAAAUCAAUGGCUAAAGGGAACCUAGCAGUUAUCAUUCAGUUCAUACAAUGUGCAAAGGUUUAUAUAUAAACCAAUUAAUAUAAUAUUAGAAAUGAAUAAAGUGCGUAAAAUGGUUCAUUUCUAAAAUCAGUAAUAUAUUAUUUAUAUCAGCUGUUUAAAUUAGGUAUGAAUCAUCACGUGACGUAUUUAAAGUGUGAUAAGUUGUGAAGGAAAUAUGGGAAUAAACGAAACUUCUAAAUUUUGUGAUAGACAAGCAAGAAAGACGAAUGAACCCAAGAUGGCAGUAUCAUUAGUUCAACCCUCAGGAGAGAUGUGGAAGAAGAUCAGAGUGGAGCUGAAUGAAGACAUCAACACUAGAGAAAGAGAUUUAGCAACCAUCAAAGAGUGGCUGCGGAAACAACCCCAUCUGCCGAACGAAUGGGAUGAUAACUGUCUGAUGACCUUCCUCCGCGGCAGUAGCUUUUCAUUGGAGAAAUGCAAGAGAAAACUCGACAUGUACUUCACCAUGAGAGCGGCCUGUCCAGAGUUCUUCGCCAACCGGGAUAUCAACAGAACUGAACUCACGGAACUAAUGAGCAGGGCUCAAGGCCCUACCCUGCCUGGUCUUACUCCGCAGGGACGCCGUGUCACGUUUUGCAGAGCUCUCGAUAAAGACGUAGACACCAACAUGCUGAACGAUGCGUUCAAGAUCGCGAUGAUGAUUGGAGACAUCAGACUGAAGGAGGAGAUAGAGGGAGUCGCAGGAGAUAUCUAUGUUCUAGAUGCUUCUACUAUAAUACCCAGCCAUCUUGGCAAAGUGUCCCCCGCUGCGAUAAAGAAAUUUAUGAUUUGUGUCCAGGAAGCUUAUCCUGUCAAAUUAAAAGAGGUGCACAUCAUCAACGCAUCUGCUAUAGUCGACGCUGCAUAUAACAUAGUCAAACCUUUCCUCAAAGAGAAAAUGAAGAACAGAAUAUUUUUCCACACCGAUAUCACCGAGUUACAAAAAUACAUUCCUAAGGAGAUUAUACCAAUUGAAUAUGGUGGGAAUGGUUGCUCCAUGGAAGAAGUUAACAUUGCAUGGAUGAAGAAACUUGAAGAAUACAUACCCUGGUUCAAAGAACAAGAAAACAUCAAAGCAGAUGAGGCUCUUCGGCCAGGGAAACCAACAAAUUACGACGAACUCUUUGGUAUAGACGGCUCCUUUAGACAGCUCUCCAUCGACUAAAUUUAAUUAAAAUUAAGUAUAUUAAUAAAAUAUUUAGAAUGCUUGUAUUUGAAAAUAUGAAUAAUUUAGGUUCAUUACUUCUAAGGUUAGUAGGUGAAAUAUUGAAAAUUAAUUUGAAAAAAAAAUGAUUCAUCAUAAUUAACAUUGUUUAAAUUUAAAUCGGGCAACGGUACAUAGAAUAUUUCAAUGGUCGCAGUUUACUUUCUUUUUUGAAAUUCCGAUACGCAGUAUUUUGAAACAACAUAAAGAUAGUUUAAGUGAUGCAUGGAUCUAUCGCUAAAACGAACCGUGUGAGUGGUCAUUUAUAAUCAAAGUGGCGCAUAUGUUUAUCGCCAAUUUUAUUCAUAAGCAUGAUUCAUUGCUCGUAUUAAAUAAGCAUUAUUAUUCACAUAUAUAUUAUAAAAUCAAGAUGAUAAUUUUGUCAUUAUGCUUUUAUAGAUUAUGAAAACAGUAAUUUCUUUUCAAUGAAGGGGAACUUUAAACAAGUAGUGUAGUUUGUAUGGAGAUUUUAUUAUUAAGCUAAUAUUAAUUCAACGUGGUGUGUCUGUGAUAAGAAAUUAUUCGAUGUUUUUAAAUAUAGAAUUUAUAUUUAAAUAA
Manduca sexta (tobacco hornworm) is the source of this 1815-nucleotide messenger RNA. RefSeq names its product alpha-tocopherol transfer protein. NCBI's taxonomy places the organism in Eukaryota, Metazoa, Arthropoda, Insecta, Lepidoptera, Sphingidae. The record is from RefSeq and is a predicted model, not a curated record. The coding region runs from base 229 to 1218 and encodes 329 amino acids. Gene Ontology annotation, molecular function: phosphatidylinositol bisphosphate binding. Gene Ontology annotation, cellular component: membrane. The transcript is spliced from 8 exons.